UGUGACGUGAACACACUACGAGUCUGUGUUAAAAUUCGAUAUGAUGUGUUGAAUUAUUAGACAAUACGAGCUGUUCUUGUUCUUAAUGUGUUUUUUUUUUGUUUUCUCCUAUAUUAUUUUUGGUGAAUUUUUCUAAACUAUGGAUUCUCUUUCCAUGCUUUCUCCUUCAAACAUGAUGGCGUUCCUGCAGAAUCGUUCCAUAUCCCUGGUGGACAUGUACAUCGACAACUCUGAGCCGACGGAGAAUGUCGGCCAGAUCCACUUCAGUUUGGAGUACGACUUUCAGAAUACCACCCUCAUCUUGAGGAUUAUUCAGGGGAAGGAAUUGCCCGCCAAAGAUCUUAGCGGUACAUCGGACCCUUACGUGCGGGUAACCUUGCUACCCGAUAAGAAGCAUCGGCUCGAGACCAAGAUCAAGAGGCGCACGCUGAACCCUCGGUGGAACGAGACCUUCUACUUCGAGGGCUUCCCAAUACAGAAGCUUCAGAGCCGGGUACUUCAUCUUCAUGUGUUCGAUUACGAUCGGUUCUCAAGGGACGACUCCAUCGGUGAAGUUUUUCUACCUUUGUGCCAGGUGGAUCUAAGCGAAAAGCCAUCCUUCUGGAAGGCUCUAAAGCCACCGGCGAAGGACAAGUGUGGGGAGCUGCUGACUUCACUCUGCUACCAUCCCAGCAACAGUGUUCUCACUCUCACCCUGCUGAAAGCGAGGAACCUGAAAGCCAAGGACAUUAAUGGGAAAUCAGAUCCUUACGUGAAAGUGUGGCUGCAAUUCGGCGAUAAACGUAUAGAGAAACGCAAGACGGCCAUCUUCAAAUGCACACUGAACCCAGUGUUCAACGAUUCGUUCUCAUUUAACGUGCCCUGGGAGAAAAUCAGGGAGUGUUCCUUAGACGUUCAGGUCAUGGACUUCGAUAAUAUUGGUCGGAAUGAGUUGAUUGGCAGAAUAUUGCUGGCCGGCAAAAAUGGUUCCGGCGCAACCGAAACGAAACACUGGCAAGACAUGAUAACAAAGCCUCGACAAACCAUAGUGCAGUGGCAUCGUCUGAAACCCGAAUAAAUACUUAUUGUUAUUAAAAUAAAAAAGAAAAGAAAAUUUUAACAAAAAAAAAGUUAAUACAAAAACGUCAUAAGACUGAGCGGUUAACAAAAAAAAAAAAAUUAAAUGGAAGCACAGAAACCAAAGAGAAUCUCUACUCUGUCUUACUGGACUUUGACGAAUUGCACUUUUUUCUUUUAAUUUUUUCUCGACGUUUUUUAGCAACCAGGACUAUAAAUAAAGAUAUAUUUCUAUUGGUUCAAUUAUAUUUAUUAUUAUUAGAUAAUUAAUUAACAGAAAUUAAAAAAUACAUAUAUAUAUUGACUCAAUAUUUAAGUAUUUGUAAUUUUUAAUAGAAUUAUGUACCCAGGUACUAAUUUUAAAAAAUACCUGACAUAUCCAUUUGACAACGUCCUGGUUGCAUUUAAUUUAAAUUAAUUAUUACUUUAAUUAUAAUUUAAAAUAUUCCUUUUAGGUUAUUUAAAAUAUAAGUGGCUCUUUUUUUUACUUACCGUAACAAUUUUUUUUUAUUCUAAAAACUUUGAAAGAUAAGCACGGCCAAUCUUCAAUACCUUUUCUAAUGAAAAAAAAAACUUCACAAAAGUUAUCAAUGGUGUAAUCUUCAGAGAUUUCUAUCGCCAAUGCGUAUUUAUGACGAAUUUCCCAAAACUUGCACUUCACACGCGUUAGUGAACGCUAUCAAAAUGUUAUAUAUAUAACAUGCAUUUAUUUUCAUCAUAUUUUUCUCUAUUUUUAUAUAAGUAAUUGAUUAAGUUGAUAAAGUAAAAUUGCCAAACAGUAAUUUUACAAUAAAUAAAUCACAAUAUAAAUUAUUAAACAAUAAAUAAGAGCUUCUUUUAAAACAACGACAAGUAAACAACAUAUACAUAAAUAAAUUCUAUAGUCUAUUGUUGGAUUUAUUUUUUGUAUUGUUGAAUUACACAAACAAUUAUAUUUCUCUUAUAUAUAUAAUAUAUUAUAUAAUAUUUUGAUAGCGUUUGCAAACGAUAUCUUUCCAAAUUUAAACAUUGACGUUUUAAUAUAAUGGUUGGAAUCGAUGUUAAGGUUUUUAAUAAAUUGUUAGAAAUAUAAAUUAAUUGUUAAAUCGUAGAGAAUAUACGAAACAAUGUCGAGUUCGCAUCGCACAAAAGGGUGUAGACAUUUCCUUUUUUACUUUUUGAUGUAAAAAACUAGUUUUAAUGAAUGAAAAUAACAAAUUUAUUAUAUCAUUUUAAUACUGCUCAAAUACAAUGCAAAAAAAAAUAUAUAAUAUCAUAGAGCUAUUUUAAACCAUCCUAAUACUUCUGAAUGUCUCACGGGUAAAUUCUAUUAUUUUUGUGAUAAAAUAAAAAUAAUAAAAUAUUAACUGCCAAAUUGUUACGUAUAUCGAGCAACAAAGAACAAAUUAAUAAGUAUGUUGAGAUAUGUGUCAAAAUAUAUAUAUAUAUAUAUCUAUAUAUUUUGCUUAAUCAUUAAAAGUUCAGACAUUCUAAAUUAAGUAAGAACGGGACGUGUAAGUGUUUGGUCAAUUUUAGGUGAGAAAAAAAAAAACAUGUAAAAAUCCGAGGAAGUUUUUUUACAGCGAGUUAGGUACUAAUAUGAAAGGAUUCAUUUAAUAUCAGAUAGUUAUUUAUAGUUUCCGUUGACGAUGUAUUUAAAAUAGUAAUAUAAUAGUAUCAAGAUGCUUAUUGUUACAUGUUUACGAUGCUUACAUUCAAUAAUGUAGUUCAAUUUGAUGUUAUUAAUGAACGAGUAUAUAAAAUCAUCAGAAUCCAAAAUAUUGUAUACAUUUAUAAAAGUUUUAUAGUGAAGUGUAGUUAUUAUAUAUAUACAUAGGUGUACCUAAAACCACGUUAUAAUAAUAUAUUAAAAUAAUUGGGCACUUCGGUUAAAAAUAAAAACAGGUUUUAGUAUAAAAACUGACAUUAGAAAAAAGAGGUCGCUUUCGUAUGAAGGAAAUUUAUUUUUCGAAAUGGGGUAAAUGUUUGUAUUUUCUCAUGUUUUACAUUCAUAUUUUACUUGUAUAUAUAUAUAUAAGUAUUAAUUAACAAGAAAACACUUAUUAUAUAUAAGUUUCCUUAAAUUUUAUUAAUUGAUUUAAGACAAUUUACUAUACAUUUAUUUAAAAAUGAAAUGAAGCAAAGUUAGUUUAAUUAAUUUAAUACUGCAUAUAUAACGAAAUUAAUGGUUUACACGUGAAACUGUCCAUGCAAUGAAUGAUUUAAAGCUAGUAUCUUUCCGCUAGUUUCGUAAUUUAAACUUGACUUAGUUUGGUAACAAGUUGCUGAUGUGACAUAUGAUAAAAGAUUAUAAAAUCUUUUUUUAACAUUUUAUAUGAAUUAAUUUAGAAAUAUAUUUUGUAAUCCUAUCAUCAGAAUUUUAUUCUCAAAUUAUAACACUGUAUUUCUAAAUUUAUUUGUUUGAUUCAUAUUUAUAAUAUUUUAUUUUUAUAAGAAAAUCUUGUGUUUGUGGUUACAUUAUUUAAACAAACUAGUUUUUUUAAGUUAAAACUAGUUUUCAUACAUUUCGCUUUCGUUAUUAACGUUUCGCUUUGUCCAAAAAUCUAUAUAUACUUUCAACAAAAAAAAAAUAUUUUUCGUAUUGUGUUAUAUUGUAAUCUUCAUGUAAAUAACGAUACUUUCGUCAUCUAUUCAUAUAAUAUGUGGUCUAUGUAAUACAAAUUGCAUAGAUACAAAGAUCUCUUUAAGACAUUGUUCGAUGGAAGGUUUUCUUUUUAGAUAGCACAAAAUAAUGCGACAUAAAACUUUACAUAACAACUAAUUUUUUUUUAAUACAUGCCCGAAGUGCCUUGUUCUUUUAAUAUGCGUAGUUUGUUGUCAUAGAUGUUAGACAGUUUAUGUAAAUUAGUUGCAGUAACAUCUGAUGAACAAUAAAAAAAAAUAUUGUCAGUGAAAAUAAUCACUAAAUCAUUCAUCGUGAAUUAAUAAAACCCUACAGAGCUUCUAAACCCGAUUUUAGAGAAAUUUGCCAACAAAACAAAGGUAUUUCAGUAGAAGGUUAAUAAGGUACUUAAUAGCUAUUUUUAGAUCUAGGUUAGUGUGUAAUUUGAGCCUUACAGUUGGUUUCAUCGAUACUUACAAUGUAUGUUUUAGUACAAGAAAGCUUUUUUCACGAAAUUAUCAAGUUAAUUUAUAUAAUGAAUUAAAUUGUUUAAGUUAAUAAAUGAUUAUGAUGUAAUUUAAUAAAUUAAAUUAUACAAUUUAAUAAAUUAAAUUAUACAAUUUAAUAAAUUAAAUUAUGCUAGUUAAUAAUUUAAAUUAUGCUAUUUAAUAAUUUAAAUUAUGCAAUGUAAUAAUUUAAAUUAUCUAAUUUAAUAAAUUAAAUAAUUUAAUUUAGUAUUAUAUUUUACAAAUUUCUAAGAAUUGUGUGACCUAUUGUCGAGGGAAUACAACCUCAAGUGAACACACCUUGCUCAGUAAAAGACACAAGGAAAUUCGCUAUUUAUAAAUUUUUGUACCUAGUCAAAUUAAUUAUGGUUCUAUAGAAUAAUUCAUUAUUAUUUAUUAUUUACUAUUUAUUUUUGUUUAUACACUUUUAGGAUUGCAUUAUUAUGCACUUUUUUGUAAUAAAAUGUCAUAUUGCGCCAAACGAGCCGCUUAAAAAUACAGGUUCGACGUUCCGGUUGUAAAACUUAUUUUUUCGCGGAAUACGUUUUGUGCAACACUUUAGCAAGUAUCGAUGCAACCAACUCCAUAUUUAGGACAACUUCAAACCUAACGGUUUAUACUGUAGUCGGUGUGUGGCGGCCUUAUGCCCUGGCGGUGUUGGCUAGAUCUAUCAUUCAUAGUCAUUAAAGAAUAAAGAAUAAUAGCUAAAAACUAUAUUUUUUACUCUCGUGUUUUUGAAGCGUACGCUUCUUAAUUUGGAAUCUCCCUUACGAAUGUUGGUGAACCUAUAAAGUGUGCUUCUUAAUUAUUUUUGCUAUGCAUUUUAAUCGUUAUUUUUACGUGUAGGUACGCUACGCUUAUAGUUAGGGACCGUCAUUACAUCAUACAAUAUAAUUUACGCGUGCCAUUUUUAAAAUCAAUAAAGGCAUAUCCUGGUGUUGCUAAGGGAGUUUUAAAAUAAAAAAAAAAAAAUUGUAAGUAUAAAAGAAAGGUCAAAAAUGAGAGGAAUUAUUCUAUAAAUGUACAUAUUAAUAGUGUAACAUGCAUUGCUGUCAUUCAGAAUUCGCGAAGAGUGUGAAAAGGUUAUUUUUCAAGUAUUUUACCUUUUGAAUAUACUACCUCUCUUUUUUGCUUUUUUAAACUUUAAUUAUAAGAUUUUAAACCAGUUUUAAACUAGCACAAAUAUUAGUUUUCUUUUUAAACUAUCAAACGAAUAUAUAGUUAAUUACUUACGAAUAUACAGCGAUUUAAUUAAAAAUAAUUGUGAUUAAUUUCCGAAGCAUUGUGAUGUACAAUAUUAGAACAUAUCAAUACAUUUUUUUAUUUAAUAAACGCCUCUGAGGAUAUAUUUUCAUGGAAGUAAGUUAUUGUUCUAAAAGAGAUAUAAGUAUAUAUUUUUCGCUAAAACAUAAUGAUUAUUUUUAAUAAUACAGAUAAUAAGCAUAUAAUAAACUUUAUUUUCUGUUUUGAUAUAUUUAAUUAAAAAAAUUAUAAAUUUGUUAAUGAAGCAGCCCAUUUCUAGGUUUCAAUGUAUUCUCAAUUUUGUCAUAGAAAUUUGUGUUUUUUUUUUUCAAUUAAAAUAAAAAAUAAAUAAAAAUCAUCAUUAUUCAUUAUCAUUGCAUUAAUGAAUGAUUCAAUUAGUAAAGAUGUCGCCAAAAUAAUUGUAUUGUAUUGUACAUUUUGUCUAAUGGAUUCUUGUAAAAUUUUCUAUUGACAAAAGUGGAAUUCAAUAAAAAAUAAUUUUUCUACUGUAAUUGCUGUCUAAAAUAUUCAAUUAGCAUUACCUAAAGGUUUUUUAUUUUAACAAAUUUCGAAAAUACUGUAAAACGAAACGCUCGUAGGUAGCUAUCGAUUUAUUCUUCGAGACGAGGCGAGUCAUUUCAAUUGAUAUUUUCUCAAAAAUAAAUUAUGAUAAUUUGAGUAUAAAAAUAAUUAGAAAAUUAGGUUACUUUGAAAAAAUAAAUUCGAAAUAACGUCCAAUUUUGAAAAUAUCCAGUAUGUAACAUAAUUUAGACAAAUGUAUCCAUUUUCUUUCACUUAAAAAGAAAUACCUGCGUCAGAUUUUUGAACCUAUUCAAGAUUUUACUACAAACUGUAAUAAUGAAUUAUGUUGCAGAUUUUAAACAAAUUUAUAUAUACCUCUUAUAUAUAGCAAAAUGUAUCUUUAAGAUCAAAUUAAUCUUAAAUUAGACAUUCUACCUACUUAACUAUUAGGAAAAUGACCGCAUCGUUUUUUUUACUAACACAGUGUCAUACAUAGACCCUGAUUUUAUGGAAGUAUGUCGCAGCUAAUAGAAUUAGGAGUGGUCCAAGUCCUUACUAACCUUGUCGCAAAUGUAAUAAAUUGACAAGCUUUCAAAUGAUUAUGCAAUAUGUAUCAAUGAACUGAAUAAAAUAUACAAGUCUGCAUACAACUCACGUAUGUAGGACUAUACUUGUUUGCUGCUAAUUUCACUUGACAUAUCUUCGGAUAUAUCUUCAGAUUACAAAAACUGUCUUUAUCGUUACUAUUGGCUUAUUUUCAAUGCAAUUGAAUUGGGGUCGAAUUAAAAUCAUAUCAAAAUACAGGUCAAAUAAACGUCAAUAUUAAGUCUAUUCAAUGUGAUUUCAAUUUGUUUUUGAUUGAUCCCAUUUCUGUUACGUAAAAAGUCAGCCUACUGUUGCGCAUUUAUAUGUAUUCACAUAAUGCGUAUAUAUGAAUAGAGUACCCUCUAGUGUCAAGAGAUUCUAGGCCACUGUCGUUAUACAUGGAGGCCUCUGAUAGCAUUUUAACUAGCAUUGCCACUAAAGGGAGUGUUUACUUCUUAAUCACUAUUCGCUAGUUCACUGUCUCCUUGCUCGUACCCCUAAUUGAUAAUGGCAUUAUAAUUACAAAUUGAUGAUCCAAAAUGAUUUGAAAUAAUUGAUGGAACAAAAAAUAGACUACACUUCGCUUCAAUUUGGUUUUUAAUUCAUACAAUUGUAGUAAAAACUUGAUUGGUACCAAAAGAUUUUAUCUAUCUUGAAAGAAAUUAACUUUCAUUUUCAUAUAUUAAAAAAAAAAAACACGGAAUAGCAUAGUAGAAAAGAGAUUUAAUCUUUUAUAAAUUAAUUUCUUCAACCGAAUUAAAAAUAAAUAUGUCACGUACUUGAUCGCAUCGAAAUUGGACGUUUUUCUACUAACGGAAAUUCGCCUCUUUUAAUUCUAAUUAAGUAUAUUAUAUCUUAUUUGGCUAAAGUGAUUUUUUAUGAUCAUCGAGUGGGCUAUUCUCCGAUUCGACUGUUACUUGGACGGCUUGAAACAUAUAUUGGCUCAAAAACUAAUAUAAUGUAACUUGAACGCAUUCAGUGUCUAUUUCGUGCAAUACUAAUAAUUGUAUUAAAUGUUAUUAUUAGGACAAUUGUGAUUUUAAUAAUAUAGUUGAUUAUAUUUUAUCGUAUAGUUUAAUUGAAUGAAAAAAAAAAUGUUUUAAAAAUAUAUGUAAUAUCAUGUAAAACUAAGGUUCAAUGUCUAGAUUUAUAGAAGAGAAAAGUUACAAGUAUAUAGACUGUUACGUUGAUAUAUUGGCUAAUAUAUAUUUAUUUUAUGAUAGUGAAAACAUUUAUUCGUUCAAUUGGAUAUACUUCGCUAAAUAAAUGUUUUAUGUAAUAAUUAUAAUGUUCAAACAUCGUUUACUGAAAUGCAUCUGACAUAGUCAUGUUUUAUGUUUCCAAUCGACUUCGCAAAAGAGUUCUCAGUUUGGAUCUUUGUGUGUGUAUGUACCGCGAUAAUCUUCGCCGAUUUAAAAUCGAUUUUUUGGUAAUUCUUCUCCAUAAAUAAAGUUUUUUUUUUUAUUAAAUUGUACUUGUGAGUGUGUGUACAAUUAAAAAAUAAUAGUCAGGCAAUAAAAAUUUAUUUAACGUUUAUUAAAGAACAAGCUAAUAUAGUUUGUUCUCUAAUUGCUAACUGGCCGAAUUGAUUGAUGAGUUAUUAUUGGAGAAGUCCAAUUCUCACUAAUUGAUAACUCACCAGUGUAUACCAAUAGCUGAGACAAUACUUUUCCAUUUUAUAUCAAUAAAAAAAAAAGAUUAAAGAAGGCACACCGAUUCAAGUCCCUUUUCAACGUCAAAGUUUUGAUUCGUACCCACAUAACAAAUUUAACUUCAAUUACUAAAAUAUGUCACAUAUAUUACAAAAACUGCAAUAUUCUUAUUGAUCAGUACUAAGAAAGUUCUUUUAUUCGAUAUUUUUGGCAAUUUUAUAGGUGACGGUUACCACUUUCCAUCAGGUGAUCCGUCAGCUUGUUUGCCAUUCAAAGUUGUAUAAAAGAAAUUCUAAUUCGAUUUUGAUAGUUCUUUUCCAAACGGUUUACUUUCAUAUUGGUCUUAAUUUUAUUCCUUUUGAUACAGCCUUUAUAUAUGACAUUUUUUCUUUGUUUCUUAACACCUAAAUCAAAAGUGAAAUUUAUUAAAUACUACUUUUCAACAGAUUUCUAAAAGAUUCCCAAUUUAGUUGUAUUUUUAUGUUUCUUGCCUCAUAACUCUGUCAUUUAUAAACAGAUAUGGAAUUUAGAUUGGAUCCAUAGAAAUCUUAUCAAACUCGAAUCAAGAGUUUAGUUUUUAAAUAAAAAUAACCAAUUUUGUCAAAAUUGAAGUCGAUUUUUUUUUAGAAUACAAACUUAUACUUAUACUUAACAUAAAACAAGACACUGUCAGUUAUCACACGCAUUGUUUUGGUGUAAAUUUUAAAUGUUUAGUUGAUAGGUACUUUAGCUGUACGUUUAUAUUAAACACGUAUUAUAAAGUGUUGACAAUCAUACUAUAACAUGUAUUUAUUAUUAUUCCCAAAUAAAAUAUUGAGUUAAUUA
Messenger RNA from Galleria mellonella (greater wax moth), 8990 nucleotides. It is a transcript of the gene Syt7, whose product is annotated as synaptotagmin-7. Gene Ontology annotation, cellular component: synapse; membrane; axon. Gene Ontology annotation, molecular function: calcium ion binding; clathrin binding; calcium-dependent phospholipid binding. Gene Ontology annotation, biological process: cellular response to calcium ion; vesicle fusion; regulation of dopamine secretion. The coding region runs from base 140 to 1057 and encodes 305 amino acids. Lineage: Eukaryota; Metazoa; Arthropoda; Insecta; Lepidoptera; Pyralidae. The transcript is spliced from 7 exons. The record is from RefSeq and is a predicted model, not a curated record.